UGGUUGUUAUUAUUGUUUCUCGCAUUGGCCCGUGUGGUCGUCGUUUCUUCCGAAAGUUUCGUCAUUCUCCAAAAAUUUACAAAACAUGUCCACAAAAGAAAGCAGGAAGUUGGUAGUGGAAGACCCCAAUUAUUCGUCAAGGUAUUUCAAAGCACUUGCGGAAUUUAGGGAAGCGAAGCGGUUUACAGAUAUAACGCUGCAAGUUGGGGACACCGAGUUUGUUGCUCAUCGAGCAGUCCUGUCAGCUGCCAGUCCUUUUUUCAACGCUAUGUUCGAUGAUGCCUUUGCUGAGAGCCAAAAAGAAAAGGUGAAUUUGCUGCAUGAAACGAACGUAGCUGUUAUGUCGGCGGUCCUCGAUUAUAUGUAUUCGGGAAAGCUGACGAUUGCGAUAAAGGAAGCAGCUCUGCUGUUGAGAAAUUUUGACUAUUUCCAAAUGGAUGGUGUGAAAGAGGAGUGCGAGAAAGCAUUGCUGAAAACAGUGAAUGCGGAGAAUUGCCUUGAACUGCUGCUAAUGGCAGAUGAAAUUUCUUUACCUGGUUUACAUGAGACAGCCGCUGAUUUCGUUCUAAGAAACUUCAAAGAGUUUUGUAACUCAGAUGAAAUAAACCAUUUAACAAUCAGACAGCUUGAAACAAUUCUGAAUAUAGGAAAUGUACGACACCCGGACACAACAUAUAAAAUUAUAAUAUCUUGGAUAAGAUUCGACGAAACCAAUCGAAAUUCCUAUAUUCAUAAUCUAUUGUCGAAAUAUGUGAAAGCUACAAACUUAUCUGAAGACCUAAUAGUUCAAAAAGUGCCAAAAUAUAUUAUAAAUGACGACUUUAUUGCAAAUCACGAAGGCGGGGUGCAAUGGCUACUUGAAUCGUUUUUCAAUUUGAAACACUCGAAUCUCUACAUCUUUUCAACGAAGACUGAGUGUCCUGUUUACUCGUUCAAUCCUAAGGCUGCAAGCUUGCAUCAAAUUGCGAAGCAACCACUUUUAGACAAUUUUUCUGCUGUGAAAUAUAAGGACUCGAUAUAUGUUGUUGGUGGACAAGCUAACGAUGAAUUCACGGAUGAUGGUACAAAAUAUGAUAUAAAGAAAAAACUAUGGACCAAUAUAAAUUGCCCGAUUAGAAAAAAUCAGUGUGGGCUUUGCGUUGCGGAUGAUAAAAUGUACAUUGUCGGAGGAUGGAUUGACCAGAUAUCAUAUAAUACUGUUUCAUCUUUUGACUUUGAAAGGAAUGAAAUUUUAACGCUUCCAAAUAUCGAGUUUGAAAGAUAUUCGCCGGGUGUAACCUACUAUAACUCAUCUAUAUAUGUAUUCGGGGGUCAUAGUGUACUUACAGAUGAUGUUUGCAUGUCCUUUGUUGAACGUUACGAUCCAAGGGAAGGCAAGUGGGCGCAUGCUGGAACGAUAGACAACUUCGACAUAGGUUGCACCUGCGCUUUAGUUUCGAAUUCGAUUUAUUGGAAAGAUUGGAAUGCUUCUCUGCAAUAUUUCGAUCCACGGUGUCAACUGUCUGAACUUGUGCAAGAAUUUACGGGAUUUGGUACCAUCACUUCUUUCGAGAAUAGCUUAUACCUUGCUAAUGAAGAAGGAAUUUCUCAGCUGAAUUCAGACGAUGAGCAAUGCACAGUACUAUUUAUGAGCUCAUUCAAGUCGCCUUUUAUUAUCGCCUAAAGCAUUAAGUAAACAAAAGCUAAGCCCGUAACGGUUUCCAGGAAAUGUUUCACUAUAUACGUUGACCGCAAUCAGCCUAUAUCUUGCUGCAAUAAUACAUUGUUGUAAUCGCAAGAACCGCUAGCUAGCGGAAAUAUUAGAUGACAACGGAAAGAAU
Molecule: messenger RNA, 1820 nt
Organism: Hermetia illucens (black soldier fly)
Lineage: Eukaryota; Metazoa; Arthropoda; Insecta; Diptera; Stratiomyidae
Product: kelch-like protein 5
Exons: 8
Coding region: 86-1663 (525 amino acids)
Molecular function (GO): protein binding
Source: RefSeq, a predicted model, not a curated record